Oikopleura dioica is the source of this 2394-nucleotide messenger RNA. Lineage: Eukaryota; Metazoa; Chordata; Appendicularia; Copelata; Oikopleuridae. The record is from the annotation of a GenBank genome assembly.
AUGGAACAAGAUAUAAAACAAGAAAAUCGCGGUAACAGCGGAGCAAACUUAAAGCGACUAGGCGAAAGCAACCAAAAUGAAGAGAGUCCGAAGAAAAAGAAACUUGAGCUCUCGAACCUGAUUGUGUACGCUAAUGAUGAACAUCGAUCCUUGACGAUUCAGAAGACGAAGGAUUUAAAUCCUGAAUUCGAAAUGGACUUUUUCGAAACGACGUCAACGAAGAUCAAGAACAAAUACGGCAAUUUUGAGAAGCUUUUCGAGUUUAAAAUCGAUGGAGUUGUGAUUGGAACUGGACGCGGCUUUGGCAAGAAAGCUGCGAAGCAGGAGUGCAUUCAAGAUGCAGAGAGAAAUCUUCGCAAGAUCGGAAAAGUGGUCCCCUUCAAUACAAAGCCAAGUGUGCACAAUAAAAAAUCGGCAUUCGCAAGGAGGAAAAUGGCGAUUCCCCUUCCGCUUUCUUCUGUAGUAGAGGUGAAAGAAGAAGAAGUCAAAAAAGAGAAUUCAGAAUCCGAGGCUUUCAUUGGGCUGGAUUUGGAAGACCUUGCUGGGCUAGAAUUCUCUCACAUCCAAGAUGCGCCGAUAUCGACUAGUUUGUCGAAUUUCGCGCAGCAGAACGGGCUUGAAUUCCGAACAGAAGUGUACGAGGUGAAGAAGGAGGGUUCUAAAAUGCCGGACUGGGGAGCGCGUGUUCUCUUGAAUGGCACUGAGAUCAGCGCUGCCGUGUCAUCUGGUAAAAAAGCGGCCAAAAGUGCGUGUUGGACAAGCGCAUUCAGUGUGCUAAGACAACGAUGCGAUUACGUUGAGAGAAAAGGAAAACGAGAUGGCUACGAAAUUGUGUCGAAGGAGUUCAAGAGUCAGGCGGAGCCGGAGGUACCAAUUGACGAGGCCGGCGAGCACGAAGUGAAGGAUACAUCUCUUGAAUACCAAAUUCUUGACGCUCUUGAAGCAUCUCCAGAAAAACCUAAACCGCAGAAGCCCGAAUUAAAGCUAGAAGACAAGGUGAUUUUCUACAGUGCUGGCCUGCUGGACAAAGAUAGUGAACGACAAACACUGCCAAAUGAGAUACGAAGACCUGAGUAUCUCCAAUUCACGAACGCCAAGACUGAAGCUGCACCUGAAAAUAACUUUGUCCCGUUGAGAGAACACAAGGACGCUAUUAUGAGAAUAAAAAGACGCCUAAAAGACUUCAAAGCUGGGUCGCCUUAUUGCGUCGAUCAAGCUGCGCGUCGGGCUGGAAUCGAUAUCGCCAAGGACAUGUACACGUGUGGCGGCAAUAUCCUUGCUAUUCGUGAGUAUCUCAACUCCACUCGACCUCGAUUAUACCAGGCAACCGAGGACCUCUUCAUUACGAAAAAGUCACAAUACUGCGUUCUGUCUAUACGCGGCGUCGAAUGCGCUUACGGCUUCGGCAAAUUCGCCAAGCGAGUUGCUUUCGACAACUUGGAAUACUUUCUCCGCGAAAACAGCGAAAAUAGGAUUCACGUCGUUUCUGCUUUGCGUCAUAAUGGAGUGCGCACGGAACCGCAACUGACGCUUGCGCUCACGCCUGGUGACCGCCAAGUUGGAUACAUCUUGCCGGCCAACGACGCAGGAAGAAUCGUGACGCCGGACCAGGCUAGAUUCGCGGACUUACAGGCACAGCAGUCGAAGCUUAAAGAAAAACAUGAAGACGUUAAACCUGAAAUCAAACUUGAAGACAUAACUCUAUUCAUGCUUGAAGGAAUGGAUUGUCCGCUGACUAUCAUCUCCAGAACGGCCAACUUGAACAAGUUCUCGAUGAAAUGGACAGAAGAUGAAACUAAGAACGAGAAACAAGGGGGCGGAACAUGGCAGAUGCUUCAGCGAUGCCGCGUACUUGAAGAGAGGAAGAAAGAAUAUGCACACGAAAAUGCGCUAGGAAUCGAGGAAGUCCAAAAUGGAAUGAUCGACAAAGCGCAACCGCAUCUCGUCAGAAUGGCGAAAGCACGAGAGAAACAAGCUAAUAAAAACAACAAAGGACUGAUGUUAAUGCGACUGAUGGGCUGGAGCGGCGGUGGACUUGGAGCGGCCGAAGAUGGAAUCGAACAGCCCAUUGACCAUAAUGCAGCACGCUACGGUCGGGAAACAACCGGAUUGGGAGUUGAUGAAGACGGCCGUUGUCAAGUGACUGUGGAACAAGCUGAUGUUCUCAUAUCGCGCUAUGCGACGUCCCAGAUCACCGAGGACUUGAGUUUUUCUAAAGGCCUUCGAAAAGAAGAAAGAAAAGCUAUACAUAUGGCAGUGAGUCGAUAUGGUCUUCGAUCGAGAAGCUAUGGAAAGGGCGCCGACAGAUAUUUGGUUGUCUCGCGAACUGCACAGCAGAAACUCGUGAUGCUUCAACAGGGAUGUAUGCUCUCUCAAGCUUCUCUCAAGCAAUAA